GCUUCUUGCAGCCCAAUCGCGACCAUCCCACCUCCCACCCUCUACAUUCUUCCUGUAACUACAAGGCAUGUAAUCAAAACAAGCAUCUUUUGCUUGCCAUUGAUCAACCAUCUUGCAUGGACCUUGCAGCAUCUAUGUCUUUUCUUGGUCCUCGAGUAUUCUUUUGAACAGUAAUUCAUCUUGCGCACUUCAUUUUGUUAAUUGGACUCGUCUUCCUGUCUACGAUCAACCAACUCCCUUGCUCCUGUAGCGAGCCCCUCCUUCAUCCCGGGUCUUCUGUUUAUUAUUCGAUAGUCCUUCAACACCAACUACCAUUGUGAUAUUCUCUAUUAUCAGAAUUAACCAUGGCAAGCUUCCUAUCGAAUAUGUUCCCCUCGCAGGGCCCAAAGGACAUCAAGUCCCCCAUUUCGGAGCGCCCUGGUACGCCGACCAAGAAUAGCUUCAUCACACCCAUCUCAACACCUCAAGGUAGCCCAAGCAAGAAGACCUUACCACCAGGAGCCAACGAGCUCCCCACAGCCUUCGACAAUGCCUUGAAGCUCAAUCCCGUCUCCCUCGAUAGCCCGGUGAAGCUUGGUAGACCCCAGAAUCCGAGUCCUCUGUCCCCCGCCAAGAGUAACAUUCAGCCUGCCGACGAUGGGUAUUUCGCGACAGGGUCUCCCAAUGUCGAUAAUAGCAUCAUCCACAAGGGUGGAGAUCACACUGGAACCCCAUUGAAGAAGCAAGGACAGGAGAAUACACCACCUUCUCGAAUCCCCGUGCGAGAUUCGGUUUAUCAGCAUAAUCAAGCUGCUGUUUCGCGUCAAGAGCUGUAUCUCCGAGAUCCUAGGCCAAUUACCCCUACGACCAAGAAAUUUAACACAUCUCGUGGUCUUACACCUGAGGAGAUGGAGAUUCUUAAAAAGCCCAAUGUCCGACGCUUGGUUAACGUUACUCAGCUGUAUUUCCUAGAUUAUUACUUCGAUCUACUCACCUAUGUCGGCGCUAGGCAAACCCGAUUAAACGCCUUCAAGGCGGAAGUACCAGCACCGCCCGAAACGGACCAAGAAGAGUACGAUAAAAUGUGGCAGAAAUACACAGGAAGGGAACGUGCUGCCCUCCGUAAACGUCGCAUCCGUCUUCGACACGGCGAUUUCCAAAUUCUUACCCAGGUUGGUCAAGGAGGCUAUGGCCAAGUUUUUCUGGCUCAGAAGAAGGAUACCAAGGAAGUGUGCGCUCUGAAGGUCAUGAACAAGAAGUUACUCUUCAAGUUAGAUGAAGUCCGUCAUGUCCUCACAGAGAGGGAUAUUCUUACUACCGCCAACAGCGAGUGGCUUGUGCGCCUCCUAUACUCUUUCCAGGAUGACAAGAAUAUCUAUCUUGCCAUGGAGUAUGUACCUGGUGGCGACUUCAGAACGCUCCUGAACAACACGGGUGUCCUGUCCAACCGACAUGCCCGCUUCUACAUCGCUGAAAUGUUCUGUUCUGUGGAUGCGCUACACAAGUUGGGUUACAUUCAUCGAGACUUGAAGCCAGAAAAUUUCCUUAUCGAUUCUACGGGACACGUUAAACUGACUGACUUUGGCCUGGCGGCCGGUAACGUCGCGUCAUCAAAGAUCAAUUCGAUGCGUAUUAGGUUAGAGAAGGCUUCCGAAACUGAUGUGCCAUUCGGUAAAGCUAUGGACCAGCGAACCGUGGCAGAGCGUCGCGAGGGCUACCAAACCAUGCGUGAGAGGGACAUGAAUUACGCGAAAUCCAUAGUAGGUUCUCCGGAUUACAUGGCACCCGAAGUACUCCGAGGUGAAGAGUACGACUAUACGGUCGACUAUUGGAGUUUAGGAUGUAUGCUGUUUGAAGCACUCACCGGCUUUCCUCCCUUUGCGGGUUCCACGGCCGAAGAAACAUGGCACAACCUUAAGCACUGGAAGGAGGUGCUUAAGAGGCCAGUGUGGGAGGACCCCAACUAUUUCUUAAGUAAUCGUACUUGGAACUUCAUCACUACAUGUAUCAAUUCAAGAUCCAAGAGAUUCUCCAACAUUAAGGAUAUUCUAGAACACCAGUACUUCUCAGAAGUAGAGUGGGACACCUUAAGGCAGUCCAAGGCUCCGUUUGUUCCCGAGCUGGACUCGGAAACCGAUGCAGGGUACUUCGACGACUUCACUAACGAGGCUGACAUGGCCAAGUACAAGGAAGUCCAUGAUAAACAACAGGCCCUUGAGAGUAUGGCCGAUCGAGACGAACAGAUGGGCAAGGGCCUAUUCGUCGGAUUUACCUUUCGCCACCGGAAACCUACCACAGAAGAUGGUAGCCCGAGGAAGCGGAUCCAGACUGACGACACAUUUGGUACGAUGCUUUAGAGUAGGCGUCCUCAGUCUAGAUUCAGAAGGCGACAAUUUGCCUCGUUUGCAUAUGAUGAUUUUAUGGUUCACCGCGAUGCGAUUCGUCAGGAACGAGUGGCUUUUAAGCAGGACACUUGAGGGGUUACGGCAAGAUGGUAUGAUUUGCGACACCCUUACUUUUUUUCGGUCGAGAAAGGCUCCACGGAGAGCUAGCCAUUGGUACCAGGUGGGCGUUUUGAGGUCUCGUGCAUAUUGAGUUAGGAGUUCUACAGAAGGAGGUUUUAAUGAGAGGCAUACGCGUCUAGUCUCAAUAUGUCCACUUUGGAGGCAACUAUAGGGCUCUGCGUUUGAGGAAGACGGGAAUAGUACCAGUCGUGUACAACAGUGUCAUAAUAGACUGCUUUUGAUUCAGCCUCGGAAAAGAUAUAUUAUUUUGCUACCAGCAC
This is a messenger RNA of Hypoxylon trugodes, 2764 nucleotides long. RefSeq names its product kinase-like protein. Gene Ontology annotation, molecular function: ATP binding; protein serine/threonine kinase activity. The record is from RefSeq and is a predicted model, not a curated record. The coding region runs from base 345 to 2336 and encodes 663 amino acids. NCBI's taxonomy places the organism in Eukaryota, Fungi, Ascomycota, Sordariomycetes, Xylariales, Hypoxylaceae. Gene Ontology annotation, cellular component: spindle pole body. Gene Ontology annotation, biological process: peptidyl-serine phosphorylation; intracellular signal transduction. The transcript is spliced from 3 exons.